Molecule: messenger RNA, 731 nt
Organism: Acaulospora colombiana
Lineage: Eukaryota; Fungi; Glomeromycota; Glomeromycetes; Diversisporales; Acaulosporaceae
Source: the annotation of a GenBank genome assembly
UUCGUUCACUGACCACAAUAUCAACUCCACAUCGUGGCAGUUCAUUUAUGGACUGGUGUCGAGAUAAUUUUGGAGUGGGAGAACAAUCACUUGAAGUGGCAUCAAAGGUCAUAGGUGAUGCACUUGAGAAAAUAACUGAGGAAUCUAAGAAUUUGGAAAAUUUUGACAUUUCGAAACAAGAUUCAAAGGAUCGUAACGAAAAAACAGAAACAGUUAACACAAUUGAUGAUGUUAAAGACAAGAAAUUAUUUAAUCUUAAUUUCACACUACCAAAUUUAAACUUCAAAAUUUCCCUUCCACAACUUAAUAUCCCUAGUAGUCUUUCUUUGUUACCUCAAACCAAAUCUACUCUCUUACACCCUGUUACACGAUCAAUUAUUCAUGCCUUAGACACGCCUGCAUACAGUAAUUUAACAACUGAGUAUUGUGUAAAUUAUUUCAAUCCCAAUACACCCAAUAACCCAUCGGUCGCAUAUUAUUCAUAUGGUGCUGCAACAGAGGUUCCUAUUUGGUCACCUCUUUAUUUUCCUUAUCAAAUUAUUAAAGCAAAGGAUGGGCCAAAUGACGGGUUAGUAAGUGUUAAAUCGGCACAAUGGGGAAGAUAUGUCAAAACGGCAGAAUGCGAUCAUUGGGAUCUAACUGAUAGAUGGAGAAUUAAAUUUGGUUCAAACUUUGAUCCGGUGGAAUUCUAUGUGGGCGUGGCAACAUUCUUAGCUACAGAAGGAUAUUAA